Podospora anserina S mat+ is the source of this 309-nucleotide messenger RNA. RefSeq lists its product as uncharacterized. Lineage: Eukaryota; Fungi; Ascomycota; Sordariomycetes; Sordariales; Podosporaceae. Bases 1 to 309 code for a protein of 102 amino acids. The record is from RefSeq and is a predicted model, not a curated record. The transcript has 2 exons.
AUGUUGGGAAAUGUGCAAUUUGAUCCCUCAAGCCCCCCAAAGGUUAAAUGUCCAUUCUGCCGCCGGGUCACCACGGUUGAACGGGAGGAAGUCCGUAAAGGCACCGAGCUAUGGAGGAACCUAUGCUGCAUAUUGUCAGCUCCUUUCUGCUUCUACAGUCUUGUGUACUGCUGGGACUAUGUUGACUUCUUCUGUGCUGACUGCCAUUCCAAGGUGGCGUGCCAGGAGUCUGAGAGAACGGGAUCCGGCCUAGUGGUCUACGAACCUGGAGGUCAGACUCAGAGGUAUCACUCGAGCACCACAGCUUAG